Messenger RNA from Pocillopora meandrina, 1140 nucleotides. NCBI's taxonomy places the organism in Eukaryota, Metazoa, Cnidaria, Anthozoa, Scleractinia, Pocilloporidae. The record is from the annotation of a GenBank genome assembly.
AUGGCGGAAGGGAACACUUCUCUAUCGCACUUGCUACAAACAUCGCAGGAAUUAAUAGCUUUGGGGACGACACACGCCACUGCUAUUCGGCAGAAGUAUGAACAGUUUGUCUUACACAAUCCAGAGACAAUUUCGACGGUGGAAUCCAUUUUGCGAGCGCUGUCGUACAUGCUUCCAGGACGAUUCGGAGCGUCUGAGGCACUGUCUGAGCUCGUAUUUUCAGCAUCGCAAAUUCUUACGCUGCUAAACGAUUGCAUAUUUCGUGAAGGAGGAAGCAGUCUGGCAUGUGAUGUGACAUCUUCCUGGAGCAAACAACGUUUAUUGUUGUGGCUGACUGUCAUUGAAUAUUUAGAGGUGUUUAUCGAACUCGGCGCCAGUCGUUUGUGGGGUGAAGCAGGAAAGUGGAUCAUUGUCGUGGUUUUACAAAUAGCCAAGGCUGCUUUGAGAUUCGCCUUACUAUUCAAGUAUAAUUCAGGAAUUCAACGAACACCUCUAAUUCCACCCUUUGAUCGAUCAAAACUGGUGAAACCUGAGGGAGUGGAUCGUGAAGAUCCUGACACUUUGAGAAAGGUUGAGAUUUUAGACGAAGCGGUCCCAAAUGACGAAAGGUCACAGACGAACGGCCAUACAGGGCCAGUUUGGCGAGGGCCUAGAUCAGGAAGGGUUGUAAGGUCCCUUGGCGCCACACCAAGUGGUCCAAAUCGUUCCUGGAAACUCCCAGAGGGAACCUCUAAAACCAAGACGGCCUCUCAACCAACCGAUCUUUCUUCUAGGAGAAUGGUAGCUGAGAGCCUUUACAUCUCAAGACCCUUGCUUCACGUCACAAGUAUGUUUAUGUUUGGACAAACCUCGUGGAAGCCGUGGUUGAUUUCUUGUGGAGUAGAUGUCACAUCAUUAGCUCUUAUGGGUGAUUCAAGUGAACUAAAUGAUGAGGAAAAAUCAGAAUUGUCCAGAAGAACAUUUCGGCUUCUCUUUUAUCUUUUGCGAUCUCCAUUUUAUGAUAACUACUCAAAGACUAGGAUUCUAAGUUUCCUAAAAUUUAUGACAGGGAAUGUUCCUGGGGUUUCUCUUGUGCUUAAUCCUUUGCUGGACUACCUUCCAACUUGGCAGAAGAUUUAUUUCUAUAACUGGAGUUCCUAA